AUGCCCCAGACAUCUUUAAAUACAGAUAGCUAUUCAUUCAAGUUUAGCUCCGAGGGAAACGUUGAAACAUCAAUUAAUAUUUUAAAUGUUACUAAAACGCAUAACGCCAAUCUAUUUUUUUCUUAUAGUUCAGGAGGAAAUGGAGGAAAUGUAAAACAGUGGAUUGAUAUUGUAAGUAGACAGGAAUUGAAGUUUCCACAUAUAAAAAUUGUUUACCCUACUGCACCUGUUCAACCUUAUACACCUGCUGAUGGAUGCACUGUAUGAUUUGAUCGUAAAAGUACAUUUAAUAAUGUUUCCAAAGAUGUAGAAUCAAUAAAUCCGAUAUGUCACAAUGUAAUGGAAUUUAUUGAUAAAGAGGUUUCUCUUAGAAUACCAUAUGAUAGAAUCAUUGUUACUGAUGUUUCAAUGGGUAGUGCUCUAGUUUUUCACAUAACAUAUAUGAGAUACAAAUUAUCUUUAGCUGGUUAUUGUUCUAUGUGUAGUUUUCUUAAUAAAAACUCAUUGAAGAAUUCUGGAAUAAGUACCCCACUUCUUCUACAAAUCCAUGAUACUAUGAAUGGAUUGGUUCCAAUUCAAUGGGAAAAAGAUAUAAUUUUAACAGAACUUAGAGUGAACAUCAAGUUUGUACCACUGUAUAAUGUAGAAUAUGAACCAACUAAAACUGAAAGAGAGUCCUUUAAAAAAUGGCUUUUAAACAUUUUACCAGAGAAGUGGUUUCUCCCCAAUUUUAUUGAAAAAAAUAAUAAUUCGAGUGCUCAUUCUGUGAAAGCACAAUACAUCUACAGUAAAUAA
Messenger RNA from Habropoda laboriosa, 795 nucleotides. RefSeq names its product lysophospholipase-like protein 1. Gene Ontology annotation, biological process: protein depalmitoylation. Gene Ontology annotation, molecular function: palmitoyl-(protein) hydrolase activity; carboxylic ester hydrolase activity. The record is from RefSeq and is a predicted model, not a curated record. Gene Ontology annotation, cellular component: cytoplasm. Lineage: Eukaryota; Metazoa; Arthropoda; Insecta; Hymenoptera; Apidae.